UCUCAAUCCAAUAUAUUCCCUAAAACUCAGCCCUUUACCAUUCCCUAACUCACUUCCCAAUUCACACUUCUUAGGUAACAUAACAUACAUUCUCCAUUCAAACCUAAUACAAAACCCGUUAUUUUCAAUUUUUUGCUUAAUUUUCUCAAAUACCUAUAAUUUAGUAAUCUUGUUUCCUUCGAUCGAUCAAUCAAUGGAGUCCUCGGUUGAUGUCUUACCAGCUAAACGCCCCGCUCCAAUCGGAAUUUCAUCUGAGGAAGGAUGCAAAAGACGUAAGUUAUCAAGUGAUAGUAUGCCCAAUUCAGCAAAUGUGAAUGUUGUAAAUUACGCAAACCCGUAUGCAAUUUCAGAGGCUAUAAAUCGUUUAGAGAGUGGAAAAUUCGGAAGCGUCACAAAGGAUAUUGAAGCCCUUAUAACCCGAAAAAUGAAAAUACUGGGCCCUUACUUUGCAAAGUAUCCUACACUUGUUGAUAAGUUAUUGAAGGUGGUGGUGCUAAAUCAUGAUGAAAAAACUCACAACACGGAAUAUAAAAAAGUUACUGGUAUGUCGCAUCAAAAUGUCAUUGAUUUGAAUGAAAAGGAUGUUUUGGCACCAAAAAGAGAAAAGGAUGCACCUACCACACCAGUUCCUGUUGUUAUCAUUGAUUCAGACGAUGAAGAUGAUACGAAUCAAAAUUCAUUUCUUCCAUUUCAUGAAGUUGUGUUGCCGCAACCAGCUCCGUCUCCUGCAUUAAGAAUGACCGGCUAUCAUGCUUCCAAUGCUUACCAUGGAGAAAGUGCAGAUCUAAAAUUUGAUACAAGUAUGCUUCCUUAUGCUUACCAUGGAGAAAGUGCAGAUAAAAAAUUUGAAACAAGCCUGCCUCCUAAAGAUAACCCAAAGAAAGAUAAAGGUGUUUAUGUUGGUGUACCUGAGGAAGACGAUCAGGUUGACGCUGAAGAUGAUGGGCUAGAUGAUAUUUGGAGGGAGAUGUCCAUGGCAAUAGAAACUUCUAAAGACAUUUCUGCAGAUCCUCAACCCGAAGAAGAAGAAGGGGAAGAAGAUGCUGACUGUGAUCAUUCUUUCGUUUUAAAAGACGAUAUUGGAUAUGUUUGCCGUGUUUGUGGCGUUAUUGACAGAGGAAUUGAAACCAUAUUUGAGUUUCAAUACAAGGUUAAAAGGAGCACAAGGACUUAUAUGUCUGAUUCAUCGAAUGCCAAAGAAAAAUUUGAUGCGUUUGGUGUGAAGAUUAAAGAAGAUGAUCUUGUGGUAACUGAUAUAUCAGCACAUCCUCGGCAUGCGAAUCAAAUGAAACCGCACCAAGUCGAAGGCUUCAACUUUCUUGUCAGAAACUUGGCGGGGGACCAUCCUGGGGGAUGCAUCCUGGCUCAUGCUCCAGGAUCUGGAAAGACUUUCAUGAUAAUCAGUUUCAUGCAAAGUUUUCUAGGAAAGUAUCCUAAUGCCAGACCUCUAGUGGUGCUUCCCAAGGGAAUAUUGUCAACUUGGAAAAAAGAGUUUCAGACAUGGCAAGUGGAAGAUAUUCCGCUUUAUGACCUAUACACUGUGAAGGCAGAUAGUAGACCUCAACAACUAGAGGUGUUAAAACAAUGGAUGGAUAACAAGAGUAUCCUUUUCUUAGGAUACAAACAGUUUUCUUCCAUUGUGAUUGAUAAUAGUAAUAACAAUGCAUCGAUAGCUUGCCGGGAUAUAUUGCUCAAGGUUCCCUCAAUUCUCAUUUUAGAUGAGGGACACACUCCAAGAAAUGAGAAUACUGAUAUGGUACAGUCCCUUGCCAAAGUACUAACACCAAGGAAAGUUGUACUGUCUGGAACCCUUUAUCAAAAUCAUGUCAGGGAGGUAUUCAACGUUCUCAAUCUGGUGCGGCCGAAGUUUUUAAAGAUGGAAACAUCUAAGCCAAUUGUCCGGCGCAUUCAGAGUAGGAUCCAUAUAAGUGGCGUUAAGCGCUUCGAUGAAUUGGUCGAGAAUACAUUGCAGAAGGAUCCAGAUUUUAAAAGGAAAGUGGCUGUAAUUCAUGAUUUGCGUGAGAUGACCAGCAAAGUUCUUCACUACUAUAAAGGAGAUUUUCUUGAUGAGCUUCCUGGCCUUGUAGAUUUCACUGUGGUGCUCAAACUUACACCUAGACAGAAGCAUGAAGUUGAGAAAGUAAGGAAGAUAUUAAGAAAGUUCAAAAUGUCUGCUGUAGGCAGUGCAGUGUAUUUGCACCCUAAGUUGAUGCCACUUGCAGAUAAAUGUGUUGAAAAAUCGGUUCUUCAAAAACAAAAAUGCGUUGAAAGAUCCAUAUCGGAUAAUAUAAUGGAUGAAUUUAUAGCAAACCUAGAUGUUAGAGAUGGGGUCAAAUCAAAAUUCUUUCGCAAUAUGCUGAAUCUAUGUGAAUCAGCUGGGGAGAAACUUUUGGUGUUCAGUCAAUAUCUCUUGCCUUUGAAAUAUUUGGAAAGGUUAGCUGUGAAGUGGAAGGGAUGGGGUGUCGGAAGAGAAAUCUUUGUGAUUUCAGGAGAUUCAACUGCCGAAGAAAGGGAGUAUUCCAUGGACAAGUUUAACAAUACACCCGAGGCAAAAAUAUUUUUUGGGUCAAUCAAAGCCUGUGGUGAGGGUAUAUCGUUGGUUGGGGCAUCCCGUGUCAUCAUCUUGGAUGUUCAUUUAAACCCAUCUGUUACUCGUCAAGCUAUUGGCCGUGCUUUCCGGCCAGGCCAGAAAAGAAAAGUCUUUGUGUAUCGAUUGGUAGCUGGUGAUUCUCCAGAAGAGGAAGAUCACAAUACUUGUUUCAAGAAGGAAUUAAUUUCAAAAAUGUGGUUUGAAUGGAAUGAAUAUUGUGGUGACAGAGCUUUUGAAGUAGAGACUCUUGAAGAUGUGAAGGAAUGUGGUGAUCUGUUUCUGGAAAGUCCAUUUUUAGGGGAAGAUGUAAAAGCUCUGUAUAAAAGGUAGAAGACCGCAGGCAUUUAAUGUAUACUACUUGGUGGGUGAGAUAUUGUAUUGUAUUGUAUUUUGUUCUUAUCAGUGAAAAGAUGUUGUAUUGUAUUUUGUUUCAGACCCAUGUAGAGAGUUUGCGGAACUGAAUUUUAUUUAUAUAGUUAUAUGUGAUCCAUCUUCAUCAUCAGGUGGGUGAGAUGGAGAGAUCAAUAGCUUAUUUAAUUUUCUGAACUUGUUUGUAUUGCUGAAAUCCUAUGCUCUAACAUUAACUGAUCAGAGAUGUUUUUAGUCCUGUA
This is a messenger RNA of Trifolium pratense (red clover), 3201 nucleotides long. RefSeq names its product protein CHROMATIN REMODELING 35-like. The record is from RefSeq and is a predicted model, not a curated record. The transcript is spliced from 7 exons. Bases 194 to 2920 code for a protein of 908 amino acids. Gene Ontology annotation, biological process: gene silencing by siRNA-directed DNA methylation. Gene Ontology annotation, molecular function: ATP-dependent chromatin remodeler activity; ATP binding. Lineage: Eukaryota; Viridiplantae; Streptophyta; Magnoliopsida; Fabales; Fabaceae.